Molecule: messenger RNA, 9433 nt
Organism: Lepus europaeus (European hare)
Lineage: Eukaryota; Metazoa; Chordata; Mammalia; Lagomorpha; Leporidae
Gene: ZNF609
Product: zinc finger protein 609
Exons: 10
Coding region: 217-4452 (1411 amino acids)
Biological process (GO): regulation of transcription by RNA polymerase II
Cellular component (GO): nucleus
Source: RefSeq, a predicted model, not a curated record
GGAUGGCGGCCUGGGCGCCGUAGCAGCGGCGGCUCUACGGCCCGGGGCCCGGGCGGGCGGAGGUGGCGGCUCCCGGGACCGGCCGCGCGCAAUGAUGUUGUCCACUGGGCAUGUACUGACCAAUGUGGCAGGUCUGAGAACAUAGCUGAAGCUGAAAAUAGGAAAGCUGGGGGCAAGGAAGAGCCUUGAAUCUUGAGGUGGGACGUUGACUCUAAGAUGUCCUUGAGCAGUGGAGCCUCCGGAGGGAAAGGAGUGGAUGCAAACCCGGUUGAGACAUACGACAGUGGGGAUGAAUGGGACAUUGGAGUAGGGAAUCUCAUCAUUGACCUGGACGCCGAUCUGGAAAAGGACCAGCAGAAACUGGAAAUGUCAGGCUCAAAGGAGGUGGGGAUACCAGCUCCCAAUGCUGUGGCCACACUACCAGACAACAUCAAGUUUGUGACCCCAGUGCCAGGUCCUCAAGGGAAGGAAGGCAAAUCAAAAUCCAAAAGGAAUAAGAGUGGCAAAGACACUAACAAACCCACUCCAGGGACUUCCUUGUUCACUCCAAGUGAGGGGGCAGCUAGCAAGAAAGAGGUGCAGGGGCGCUCAGCAGAUGGUGCCAAUUCAGGAGGUCUGGUUGCUGCUAUUGCUCCCAAGGGCUCAGAGAAGGCGACUAAGGCGUCCCGCAGUGUAGCCGGCUCCAAAAAGGAGAAGGAGAACAGUUCGUCUAAGAGCAAGAAGGAGAGAAGCGAAGGAGUGGGGACUUGUUCAGAAAAGGAUCCUGGGGUCCUCCAGCCAGUUUCCUUAGGAGGACGGGGUGGUCAGUAUGAUGGAAGUGCAGGGGUGGAUACAGGAGCUGUGGAGCCACUUGGGAGUAUAGCUAUUGAGCCUGGGGCAGCGCUCAAUCCUUUGGGAGCUAAACCGGAGCCAGAGGAAGGGGAGAAUGAGUGUCGCCCGCUAAAGAAAGUCAAGUCUGAAAAGAUGGAGUCCCCUGUCUCCACACCAGCGGUGCUACCACUACACCUUUUGGUGCCAGUGGUCAAUAAUGACAUCUCAUCUCCCUGUGAGCAGAUCAUGGUUCGUACCCGAUCAGUUGGAGUCAACACAUGUGAUGUGGCUCUAGCCACAGAACCUGAGUGCUUGGGCCCCUGUGAGCCUGGAACCAGUGUCAACCUUGAAGGCAUAGUGUGGCAGGAAACAGAAGAUGGGAUGUUGGUGGUAAAUGUGACAUGGAGGAACAAGACCUAUGUAGGUACCCUUCUUGACUGCACACGGCAUGACUGGGCGCCCCCAAGGUUCUGUGACUCCCCCACCAGUGACUUGGAAAUGCGCAAUGGGCGGGGUCGAGGCAAACGCAUGCGUCCCAACAGUAACACACCUGUCAAUGAGACAGCCGCUGCUUCUGACAGCAAAGGGACUAGCAGCAGCAGCAAAACCCGAGCGGGAGCCAACAGCAAAGGCCGUCGGGGCAGCCAGAAUUCGUCAGAGCAUCGCCCACCUGCCAGCAGCACUUCGGAGGAUGUCAAGGCCAGCCCUUCCUCGGCUACUAAGCGAAAAAACAAGCCCCUCUCAGACAUGGAGCUGAAUUCCAGCUCAGAGGACUCCAAAGGGAGCAAGCGUGUCCGGACGAAUUCCAUGGGCUCAGCCACUGGCCCCCUCCCUGGGACCAAGGUAGAACCCACUGUUGUGGACAGAAAUUGUCCCUCCCCGGUCCUGAUUGACUGUCCCCACCCAAACUGCAACAAGAAGUACAAGCACAUCAAUGGGCUGAAGUACCACCAAGCUCACGCCCACACGGAUGACGACAGCAAGCCGGAAGCGGACGGGGACAGUGAGUAUGGGGAGGAGCCCAGCCUCCACGCAGACCUCACGGGCUGCAACGGCGCAGCGCUGUCACAGAAAGGUUCCCUGUCCCCUGCCCGCUCAGCUACCCCCAAAGUUCGGCUCGUAGAGCCCCAUAGCCCUUCUCCUUCAGGCAAAUUCAGCACAAAAGGCCUCUGUAAGAAAAAGUUGAGUGGGGAAGGGGACACAGACCUCGGGGCCUUAUCCAAUGACGGCUCUGAUGACGGACCCUCGGUCAUGGAUGAAACAAGCAAUGAUGCCUUUGACUCUUUGGAAAGGAAGUGUGUAGAAAAAGAAAAAUGCAAAAAACCGUCUGGUUUGAAACCUGAAAAGAUUCCUUCCAAGAGCUUGAAGUCCGCCCGGCCCAUUGCCCCUGCCAUCGCCCCGCAGCAGAUGUACACCCUGCAGACGGCUGCCUUCACGGCAGCCAACCCGGGCCCCUCCGCGGGCCUCACCGCCACCGUGGUCCAGGCCGUGCCCAGCAGUCCCCAGCUCAAGCCCAUUCAGCCCAAGCCCACGGUCAUGGGAGAACCGUUCACGGUCAACCCUGCCUUGACUCCAGCCAAGGACAAGAAAAAGAAAGACAAAAAAAAGAAGGAGUCUUCAAAGGAACUGGAAAGUCCCCUGACUCCGGGGAAGGUGUGUCGCGCAGAGGACGGCAAAAGCCCCUUCCGGGAAUCGUCGGCAGAUGGGAUGAAAAUGGAGGGGCUCCUCAAUGGCUCGUCAGACCCCCACCAGAGCCGCCUCGCUAGCAUCAAGGCCGAGGCUGACAAGAUCUACAGCUUCACGGACAAUGCCCCCAGCCCCUCCAUCGGAGGCAGCAGCCGCCUCGAUAGCACCACUCCCACCCAGCCCCUGACUCCCUUACACGUGGUGACGCAGAACGGAGCCGAAGGCAGCUCCGUCAAGACCAACAGCCCUGCCUACUCCGACAUCUCUGACGCUGGGGAGGAUGGGGAGGGCAAGGUGGACAGCGUCAAGUCGAAGGACUCUGAGCAGCUGGUUAAGGAAGGGGCUAAGAAGACGCUAUUCCCCCCUCAAGCUCAGAGCAAAGAGUCGCCGUACUACCAAGGCUUCGAGAGCUACUACUCUCCAAGUUACGCGCAGUCCAGCCCAGGGGCCCUGAACCCCGGCAGCCAGGCAGGAGUGGAGAGCCAGGCCCUGAAGACAAAAAAGGACGACGAGCCCGAGAGCCUGGAGGGGAAGGUGAAGGGCGACGGCUGUGAGGAGAAGAAGCCCGAGCUGAGCAGCUCCAGCCAGCAGCCCUCCGUCAUCCAGCAGCGGCCCAGCAUGUACAUGCAGUCCCUGUACUACAACCAGUACGCCUACGUGCCGCCCUACGGCUACAGCGACCAGAGCUACCACACCCACCUGCUGAGCACCAACACGGCCUACCGGCAGCAGUACGAAGAGCAGCAGAAGCGGCAGAGCCUGGAGCAGCAGCCGCGGGGAAUGGACAAGAAGGCAGAGCUGGGCCUGAAGGAGCGGGAGGCGGCCCUCAAGGAGGAGUGGAAGCAGAAGCCGUCGGUUCCCCCGACUCUCACCAAGGCCCCCAGCCUGACAGACCUGGUGAAGGCGGGGCCUGGCAAGGCCAAGGAGCCCGGGGCGGACCCUGCCAAGUCGGUCAUCAUCCCCAAGCUCGACGACUCCUCCAAACUCCCCGGCCAGGCCCCGGAGGGCCUCAAAGCGAAGCUGAGUGAGGCCGGCCACCUAGGCAAGGAGGCCGCCGAGGCUAAGACAGGUGCUGAGUGUGGCCGGCAGGCAGAGGUGGAUCCGAUACUCUGGUACCGACAGGAGGCAGAGCCCCGGAUGUGGACGUAUGUUUAUCCUGCCAAGUACUCCGACAUCAAGUCAGAGGAUGAACGGUGGAAGGAGGAGCGGGAUCGCAAAUUGAAGGAGGAAAGGAGUCGGAGUAAGGACUCUGUCCCCAAGGAGGAUGGGAAGGAAAGCACAAGUAGUGACUGCAAGCUGCCCACGACUGAGGAGUCCCGCCUUGGGAGCAAGGAGCCCCGGCCAAGUGUCCAUGUGCCUGUGUCCUCCCCCCUCACCCAGCACCAGUCCUACAUUCCCUACAUGCACGGCUACUCCUACAGCCAGUCCUAUGACCCCAACCACCCCAGCUACCGGGGCAUGCCUGCUGUGAUGAUGCAGAACUACCCAGGUUCCUACUUGCCUUCUAGCUACUCUUUCUCCCCGUACGGCAGCAAGGUCUCAGGUGGCGAAGACGCUGACAAGGCGCGAGCCAGCCCCAGCGUCAGCUGUAAAGCCAGCUCUGAGUCCAAAGCCCUGGACAUCUUGCAGCAACACGCCAGUCACUACAAGAGCAAGUCUCCCACGAUAAGUGAGAAAGCUUCUCAGGAGAGAGAUCGGGGAGGCUGUGGGGUAGUUGGGGGUGGUGGCAGCUGUAGCAGCGUCGGGGGAACAGGCGGGGGUGAACGCAGCGUCGACCGGCCCCGCACUUCUCCUUCCCAGCGCCUGAUGUCCACACACCACCACCACCACCACUUGGGGUACUCACUGCUCCCAGCACAGUACAACCUACCCUAUGCAGCAGGGCUCUCUUCUACCGCCAUUGUUGCCAGCCAGCAAGGCUCAACCCCCUCGCUCUACCCACCCCCCAGGAGGUGAGAAUGAACACCAAGUGCCCGGAUAAAGUCAGCUUCACGGGCCCGGACUGGCUCACACAAGGAGGUGCUGGAGGUGCCAUUUAGACAUCAGUUAAAUGGUGUUGAUCAUCCUGUUUGCCGUUUCCACCGCGACUGAAGGCAGGCCCUUGGCUGUCUCGCCUCUACCAGACCCUUGGACUCCCCCACCCUCCCUCUUCCUCAGGAGCUGGCAAGCUGGUACUUAGCGAAAUAUUUAUUCUCUCGGCCACAGUCAAGACUGUUGUGGCCUCUGUGGAGAUGAAGGCAUGGGGAGUAGCCAGGGGAAUGUGGCCUCAGCCCAGAGAAGUCACUGCUCUGUGCCCCAAAGCCGGGUCUGCUGCCAUGGCAGUGCCGCCCUCCCCUGCCCCCAGGAGGGACCUCCAGGUACUGCCGAAUGCUGAAGACAGCACAGCAGCCAUACCCCUCUCACCGUCGUCACCACCACCGCCAGACCCUGCAUCUCCCCAGUGGUCUGGGCCCUGGGCAUUGGCAGCACGUGGAGGAAUUAGAAUCUCAGGAAAGAAACCGGGGGUUGUUUUCCCUAUUGUGAAAACAAGGUCUUCAAACACGGAGACUUCUCCCUCUUACAUGAGCACAUAUAAACGCUCAGCGCCCAGCCUGGGGAGGAAGAGCAAGGCGUUUGUCCCACCACGGCCUUGAGCUCCCCGCCAGGCAGAGGGCAGGGGUCCAUCACCAGCACAGGGCUCGCCAGGGAUUCUGGGAGUACGCCGGGCUGGAACAUGGAGUCUGUGAAGUAGAACCUGCGUCCCCACUAUGAAGUCCUGCUGCUUCCUUUCCCCAACUCCUCGCCCUGUCCUCUUCCCUCCUAACCCCUUGGAGCCUUUCCCAGGGGACCCCCACACUGCCCUCCCCGCUUCUUUUCCAUUGCUUGGCCCUUAAGACUCAGGCAGGUCACAUGGUCUUUUCCCCAACACUGGGGACCCUCAGAGUUUGCCGGGUCACCUGAGGGCAAGGCCGGGAGGCAGGCCCUGCCAGCCCCCAGCAGUGUCCACUCAACCAUCUGAGUGUCUUCCUCACUUAGGGCCACAGACGCAUAGAGAAUCCAGUUCCUAUGUACAAACAUGCGAUUUUAUAUAGCCCAUUCGAUAACCCCCAUGUGUGCCAAUGGAAGCCGUGUUCGUGACACACAUUUUUGUUUUAGGGGCCAUGGCCAUGGGAGGUUAUUUAUUCCUUAGACCUGGGAAAACCACCUAGAAGCGUUACUCUUCGAGUGCACAGCGCGCUCAGCGGAGCUGUGCCCAGAGGCGGCGGGCAGGUCUGCGGGUCUGCGGGCCUCCGGGCCUCCGGCCUGUGGGGGUGCAGCGUCUGCCAGCGCGAGCUUGCUGCUCCCGUGCUGGGAGACUGCUGAUUCGGAAGCUUUACUGGAGUCACUUCCUCCCCAGGGCGUGGGGAGCUUUCGCUCCUGCUCUGCUGUUGAGGUGUCAGCCCUUCCUUCUCCUCCCCUCCCGUCUUUCCUGGACCCUCUGGAUUGAGACAGAGCUCACGAGUGACAGACACCAGCUAGGCUAAACAAGAGCGUUUAUGACCAGAGUGCCAAAGUGACUAAGAGAAGAAACUUGGCUCUGAUUCACUGUGGAGCAGGGCCGGCGGGGGACAGUAAGCACAAUGCCCAGUAGGGGGCGGUCUCUGCGAACCCUAAAGCCCCAUCAGAGGCCAGCUUAGGGACGUUCUUCCAAGGGGAACCCCUCCGACCCACAGCCCUUCCUGUAGGUUCCAUUCAAGUUGGGUUCUGAGUCCUCCCAAAGAACCCAUUGUUUUAGACCUCGCGACAGGCCCCAGGAAGCUUCCGUCACACAUCGCCCCUCUGCCUGCUGCCCCAGUGGGCCGCGCUCUGAGCAGCAACUUUCACCCCUCUCCUCCCCUCUCCUGAGUCAGCCCUGCCAAGAGGGAAACUGAAUUUCAGCCCGAUUUGCCCUCCCAGGCUCCUGUGGGGCGGAGGCAAGGCCCGUCUAUGUUCCUGUUUGUUUUUAAAUAUUGUUGUGUGUUUUGUACUAUCUGUGGCACUGGCCUACAGCGUGCUCUGUACAUAUUGUAAAGAAACUGUCAGGAGUGACCCUCUUUCUCCCUGGGCAGGCGCGGCCCCACCUCCCCACCCUUUCCGCUUUGUUCUGUGGAGGAGGGACUUCUGUAUUUGCAGGGCAGCCUUGGGCUUUGGGUUCUGCAGAAGGGAACCGCUUUUUUUUUUUUUUUUUUUUUUUCUCCCUUAAAAACAUUUGGCUCUCUGAUUCUUAUACCCAAGCCUCCCUUGAGGAGUCAAAGCUGCCCAGUAGAGCAGGCGGAAGUGCCAGUGGCACAGCGGUGAUCCUUUCCCAGGGAUCCCCACGUGGAUCCCUUCACUGUUUCCUGAAGGGACCCGGCUUCCCUCUGUGAAAUGACAGGAAAGCAGCGACAGCAACCUGAGGGUCCUUGACAAGUGCUGAGUCCACCCCCAGGCUCUGCUCCACAUGGGGAGGAGACACUUAGGUGGGGGCCACCUCUGGACCCACGACCUGCCCAGCCGGCAGAGGGAUGUGACGCUCAGCAAGGAUCCCCGCCCCACAAGCCACGUCUACACAGGUUUGCUGCUAAGGGCCCAGACCCAGCCUCUCUCUGAGCCACACCUGCUGCUCCUUGGGCUCCCCAUGGAAAAGAAGCGAAAGGGAAAGUGCGCCUCCUCCCCAGGGAGGCUAGCCAAGGCCUGGAUCGCGGCUCUUCGGGAUUCAUGGCGACUUUGCCCGCAUUGAAGGUGUGCCAGUUCCCUGCGUCCCCUUCCUCUCCCUUGUACAUGUGAAUGUACGUGGACGAGAUGUCCUUCUUACCCCCUUCUCUCCACACAUCUCAAGGUCAAAAGAAACACACAAAAGGCUGAGCGGUCACCCCGUGAAAUCAAAUGGUGAUUUCCUGAGUCUCAGCUCUGCAGGCUCCAGAGCAGGGGUGGGAGGACGUAGCUUCGGGAGUUAGGAGCUAGGACUGCAGAAGGGCUAGAGAAUUCUUGUACGUGGCUUUGAGGCCACCCAUGUCACUUACUAACCCACAUAACCUAGUCACCACCCAGACGUCUACUCUGAUUCCCCCAAGAUUUAACUGGGCAGCUAGUUGGCCUCAUAAUUCUGGGCCUUCGUCGUUUGUUUCAUUACCAGGGCGUCCCAGGAAGCUCCCCAGCGAUCCCCUGCCAUGGGCCCCUCCUGGGAUCAAGCCCCUCCCAGGCCCGUCCCCCGCCCCUCCUGCCCCAGCCCACCCGCUUGCCUUGGUGCUCAGCCCCCCCACGGGGAGCAGGUUGGGGCGAGCGGAGGCCGGGCUGGAGGGGCAGUGUUGUUGUUCAUAGCUUUUGUUCCAUUGGUGUUGCUCUGUUGGAUUUAAUUUCAGUCUUCCUGAUUCUUCCCUUCUGUAAAGUGUACAUUACCAAGUUCCUUGUUUUUUAUAUAUAUAUAUAAAUAUAUAUAUAUACAAACUGUACUCUUUUUGCCUUUGUACAUUCAGGCAAGAAGAGAAAAUAAAUCUUUUUAAGAGACAAUCAAAAAUCUGUGAGGGCUGCUGGUUAUUUCUCCUGGGGUUUGCUGCUGAGCUGCCGCCUCCCGUCCCCGCCUUUCCGCUCCCUAAGCCCCUGCUCCUGUCCCUGCCCCUGCUCCACGUGCGUCCUCAGCUUCUUCCCUGGCUGACAGCAAGUCAUUGAACCAGUGUCCGGACUGCCUGCAGCCCUUUCCUGCCCAUCACUGUUCUCUGGCUCAGUCCAGGAGCUUUAUCCUGUGCCCCAGCCUGCCUUCUCCUCACCUCUAGAUCCCAUUCACCGAAGUGGCUUAGGACCCCUGGGAACUCUGACCCGUCGUCCAGAGGCCCUUGCUUUGGACACGCACCUGUGUAACUAUGCAGCUGGGAGCUCUCUGCCCACGAGUUUGCACUACUUAAACCUGCCUAGUGUUCAGGAUGGAUGGCUUUUAGGAACGAGUAGGAAACUACCCCCAACACUGCUCCCCCGCCCUUACAUCCAGCCUCCAGAGUGCCUGAUCCAGAGCCCAGCGGCUCGCUCAUUGGCUCAUCCAGGGCCGGUGGACUGCUACAGUUACCCCUCAGAACAAGGGCUAAGGGCUGGUGGGUCAAGAGCGUCUGCUCAGAACUCCAAAGGGUGAUGCAUCCCGAAACAGCCCCCACCAUUGUUGGGCCGCUUUCUCUUCCCACCCUUUCCUCCUCCCUCUGUCCUCUUCUCACCACUCCCUCUUCUUAACUGGCUUUGGAAUUGAAAUAUAUUUUUAAAUUAUUUGUUGUAUUUAUUGAAUAAAGUUUUUAAUGUCCCUGUUCUUAAAUUUAGACUUAGUUUGCCUUUCACGUACCUCUCCUGUCUCGCUCCCCCACCCCACAAAAUGUUCUAAGUUGUUUUUAGUUGGAGCACAGCCUUCGAGUGUUCCUUUCCUGUCAGUGGUCUUCAGCAGCACAACUCUAUGAAAGGGAAGCCUUGACUGGGUGCUGGGUGUCCAGUUCAGUCCUACCUCUGGCUGCACUGAAGAGGAGCCACCAACAGAUGGCAGCAGUCUCAAGUGUGUUUCUCUGAGGUUUGGGGAGGGGGAGGAGUUAAAGGACUGAGUUUUGGUUCUUCCUUUAAGAUUUUAUUUCUUUGAAAGAGUUACAGAGAGAGGGAAGGAGGAAAGACAGAGCUCUUCCAUCCGUUAGUUCACUCCACAGAUGACUGCAACAGCCAGGACUGGGCCAAGCUAAAGCCAGGAGCUGCUUCAUCUAGGACUCCCGUGUGGGUGGCAGGAGUCCAAGCACUUGGGCUGCCAUCUGCUGCUUUGCCAGGCCAUUAGCAGGGAGCUGGAUCAGAAGUGGAGCAGCCAGGACACAAACCAGCACCCCGUAUGGGAUGCCAGCACUGCAGGUGGCAGCUGUACUCACUACGCCACAAUGCCAGCCUCUCCCCACCCCCGCUGCUGUUCUUCCUUUCUUAAAAAUGUCUUGGGUUUAACAUCUGA